AUGGAGCCGAGACGCUGGCGCCCCAUAUUCUACAACCCUUUUACGGAAAGUGUACGACGUAGCAAAUACAAACCUCUGUAUCGCGGUCUUUUCCGAGUCCUCCCGCUUCACGUCUGGGGGUUCUCUGAUAUUUGCAAGAUUCUUGGCUACGCAGCCCAUAAACCAUCGCUUUUUGGGUUUCCUGACGAGCCUACGUGCAUUGUUAACACCGCGUACUUUUUACCCUCUCAUCGUAGUUUGAACCGCGGCGUCUUCGCCUUUGGAUUGGAGAGGGGAUGUAAGAGUAUUAUCAUCCCUGCCUCAUGCAGUGGCGAUCCGUUUGACGCCUUGGAUGUGAAGCUAGUCGAGCCGCUCUUUCGUUGGAACCCGGGGGUGAAGUACCUUUAUCUAUCGCAGCAUUGUCAGCCCAUGGCAGCACAUUUGGUACCGCAUCUUGCAAAAUGCCACCAACUGAAAGAAAUCACCCUUGAAGGUUGGAAUGAUGCUGUAGCGAUUCAUCGUGUUGCGAUGGCAUGUAAGCAAGUCGACGUCCUCGAAACGUUCAGCCUGGACGACCCGCCACGUAAUUGGCAGAAUGAGCUCUCCGUUCAAGCCCUCACCACGCUGAUUGAGAUGCACCCUAAGCUACGCUCGGUUAUGUCGCACCGGCUCUUUCUCAGCGACUGGCAACUUGCCACGCAGUUCUCUCGUUGUAAGCACAACAUCGCCCUCGUAGUCUUCUCGUGCGAUUAUGUGCUGUUUCACUAUUUUUUCUUCCUUGCGUUGCUUUGUCUGCCGGCAUAUGCCGGCUAUCGAAUCGUGCGUCAUUGGUGUGAUGGUCGUCUAAGCGAGAAUUAUACCCACUUUUGGUCUGUCUUAGCAUUUGCAUUUACAUUGGUCGGCUUGGUUGCUUUGGACACGUUCAUGCGGAGAUCCUGGGGGUGGGGCUGGGUACACCUGCAGAAGUACGUUAUCUUAACCAGACGACGAAUGGAUCUCCUUAGGAGCUCUCGCCAAACCGCCCUUGUAAAGUUGUGA
Messenger RNA from Phytomonas sp. EM1, 1017 nucleotides. The record is from the annotation of a GenBank genome assembly. NCBI's taxonomy places the organism in Eukaryota, Euglenozoa, Kinetoplastea, Trypanosomatida, Trypanosomatidae.